CCACCAAUUCACUCAGUUGGUGCUGCACCCUUCCAAAGUCAAGACCGUAAUACUAGUAGUCUGAAAUAAUAGAGCGGCCUCCAGUCCAGACCUACUUGUAUUCUGACACUAGCCUCGUCUCCAGAGGGGCAUUUUUCUCAAACAAAUUGAGCAUACAUAAUGAGUGUGGACAAAGGUGGGAGUGUCAACCCGGGGUUUGUGCCCGAGGAGAAUGACGUCGACCGGCUCCCUUCCUCCGGGGGCGAGAAGACGGCGGUGGGGACGGGUAACACGCCGCACAUGGAGUACGGUCCUGGGGAGAAGGUUCGUAUGUUGAAGAACUUGAUCGUCAUCUGCAUCGCCUUCAUGCUCCUCUUCACGGCCUUUCAAUCUAUGGCCUCCCUUCAAAAUUCAUUAAACAACGUGGAUGGCCUUGGAACAUAUUCUUUGAGCGUGCUGUACGGGAGUCUCGUCGUCUCGUCCAUGUUCCUCCCCACUUUCCUAAUUCAAAAGUUCACCGUGAAAUGGACGCUUUCCUUUGCAGUUUUUGGGUACUCGGUGUACAUCGCGGCCCAAUUUUAUGCAGAGUUCUACACACUCAUCCCGGCCGCAGUGGUCGUGGGGAUUUGUGCUGCGCCGUUGUGGUCGGCAAAGUGCACAUACCUCACUCACCUGGGUCACCAGUACGCAGAGUUGGUCCACGACAAUUCCCAAGUCAUCAUUGUCCGGUUCUUUGGCGUGUUUUUCCUAUUUUUCCAAUCUGCCUCCGUUUGGGGACAGUUAAUCUCGUCAGCCGUGCUGAGCCAAGACACCAAGAACUGCACGAACGAUGCCUCCACCAUGUGUGGCGUCAAGUUCUGCCCCGACACCGAGUUUUGUGAGGACCCCAAGGACGAUGAUGACAAGGAGAACAACACCACGCUCUAUAUCUUGGCGUCAAUCUACCUCGCUUGUUCACUGGCAGCCGUCGUGGUGAUCGUCUUGCUGCUGGAUCCACUGAUUCGGUACGGUGAGAGGGAGCGACAGGGUGCAGCGUCCACCCUGACUGGGAAAAGUCUGUUUAUCGCGACUUUCAGGCACAUGCGGAAACCAUAUCAAAUUAUGCUUAUCCCCAUCACAAUCUGGUCUGGGAUGGAGCAAGGCUUCUUCGGUGCUGAGUUCACGACGGGGUGGGUGGACUGCGCCUGGGGAAUUGAAAAGAUUGGCUAUGUGCUCGUUUGCUACGGUGUUUGCGAUGCCGUUGCUUCCGUGUCCUUUGGUCCUCUCAUCCGUUACGUGGGUCGCCUCCCGAUAUUCAUUUUUGGGGCAGCAGUGAACAUAGGCAUCAUUAUCGUCUUCUUCACAUGGACGCCAGAUCGUGAAACCCCCAUUAUCUUCUUCAUCAUCGCUGGCUGCUGGGGUGUAUCGGAUGCUAUUUGGCAGACCCAGAUUAAUGCUUUCUACGGCGUAAUUUUUCCCCAAGACGAAGAAGCGGCGUUCAGCAACUACCGUUUGUGGGAAUCGGUAGGCUUCAUCCUCGCCUACGUUUUCUCCAAUGUCCUCUGUGUCCGACCCAAGCUCUGGAUUCUCGUCGGAGUGAUCACGGUGGGCAUGGCUGGAUAUUUUAUCAUCGAGAGCAAGGAAUUUUCUAGAAAGAAGAAUGACAAAAAUAAGAAGAGCAUCCACUAAGCACCUGCGCCUCGUGAUCAUUUUUUACGUUUAUUUAUUGCACUUCAUCUAUUUUUGUAUAACAAUAUCCUCUAGUCAAUACAAAUUGAUAAACUCUCUGAA
Molecule: messenger RNA, 1749 nt
Organism: Folsomia candida
Lineage: Eukaryota; Metazoa; Arthropoda; Collembola; Entomobryomorpha; Isotomidae
Product: UNC93-like protein
Exons: 9
Coding region: 160-1647 (495 amino acids)
Biological process (GO): regulation of potassium ion transport; regulation of muscle contraction
Cellular component (GO): plasma membrane; striated muscle dense body
Molecular function (GO): potassium channel regulator activity
Source: RefSeq, a predicted model, not a curated record